This is a messenger RNA of Branchiostoma floridae (Florida lancelet), 3709 nucleotides long. Its product is annotated as inosine-5'-monophosphate dehydrogenase 1b-like. Gene Ontology annotation, biological process: GTP biosynthetic process. The record is from RefSeq and is a predicted model, not a curated record. NCBI's taxonomy places the organism in Eukaryota, Metazoa, Chordata, Leptocardii, Amphioxiformes, Branchiostomatidae. The transcript is spliced from 18 exons. Gene Ontology annotation, cellular component: cytoplasm. Bases 193 to 1998 code for a protein of 601 amino acids. Gene Ontology annotation, molecular function: IMP dehydrogenase activity.
GGUUGCAGACGGCUGUUGGCGGCUGGGUGAGCUGAGGUUCCGGUCAGGUCCGCAUUCCCUCUCUCCUCCUCUCAAUCAUCGACGUUUUCUCCGGCUUUCGAGGUAGCACGGGCGUGCAAACGGUACCACCGGCCGAUCAAAGAAAGGGCUGUCCCGCCGAGAGUCGAGGCGGGGAAGGGGUACGCCACGAGCAUGCAAAAUGCGCGAGGCCGCGGCCACGAGAGCGUAGGCAAGCGGUGCAACGACUCCAUGAUCCAGGCCGGAUGUAAACAAGAGAGCAUGGCAGACUAUCUCAUCAGCGGCGGCACUGGGUACGUUCCUGACGACGGCAUGACCGCAUCGCAGCUCUUCGGGACCGGAGAAGGGCUGACCUACAAUGAUUUCCUCAUCUUACCAGGAUUUAUAGACUUCACAGCAGAGGAAGUGCAAGAUCUCCAAUUGCAAGUGUGUGGUUCACAGAGAGUGGCCACUAACGCUCCAAGUAUCCUAGCGAGUAUUGAAUCCCCCUGCACUCCUAACUGUCCGGUACACACAGAGGACUUAACCUCUGCGAUGACGAAGAAGAUCCAGUUGAAGGCCCCCCUGGUGUCGUCCCCCAUGGACACAGUGUCGGAGUCAGACAUGGCCAUUGCAAUGGCCCUGACCGGAGGCAUUGGUAUCAUCCACAGCAACUGUACUCCAGAGUUCCAGGCCAAUGAAGUUAGAAAAGUGAAGAAAUAUGAGCAGGGUUUCAUCAUGGACCCUAUCGUGCUGAGUCCGGAGCACACGGUGGGAGAUGUGUGUGAGAUGAAGAGGAAACACGGCUUCUCUGGCAUCCCCAUCACUGAGAACGGCAAGCUGGGCGGCAAGCUGCUGGGCAUCGUCACAUCCAGGGACAUCGACUUCAUGAACAGUGACCAUCACCACAUCAAGCUUAGAGAUGUGAUGACUCCAUUCGAAGAGCUGGUGGUCGGCCAUGCAGGGGUUUCACUUAAGGAGGCGAACGAGACGUUACAGAGGAGCAAGAAAGGUAAACUGCCCAUAGUGAAUGAGAACGAUGAGCUGGUCUCCCUCAUAGCAAGGACAGACUUGAAGAAGAACAGAGACUACCCACUGGCAUCAAAGGACUCCAAAAAGCAGCUACUGUGUGGAGCCGCCAUCGGUACAAGGGAAGAAGACAAGUACAGGGUGGAGCUACUUGUACAAGCGGGGGUGGACUUGGUGGUCCUGGAUUCCUCACAAGGCAACUCAAUUUACCAGAUCAACAUGAUCCGCUACUUGAAACAGAAGUACUCUGAGCUACAGGUUAUAGGGGGAAAUGUUGUGACAGCAGCCCAGGCCAAGAACCUGAUAGAUGCAGGGGUGGAUGGGCUACGUGUGGGGAUGGGCAGUGGGUCCAUCUGUAUUACACAAGAAGUGGUGGUGCCUCACGGCGAACCAUCCCCCAGGCAGCCAGCAACCGUAGUUACAGGGAGAGCUCUCAUGGCAGUGGGACGACCCCAGGGCACGGCAGUGUACAAGGUAGCAGAAUACGCACGCAGGUUUGGGGUCCCGGUGAUCGCAGACGGGGGCAUCUCAACCGUGGGACACAUUACCAAGGCUCUGGCACUGGGAGCCUCAACAGUGAUGAUGGGGUCCCUGCUAGCUGGUACAUCUGAGGCGCCGGGAGAAUACUUCUUCCAGGACGGGGUCCGUCUUAAGAAGUACCGAGGAAUGGGGUCCUUGGAGGCCAUGGAAAAAGGAAAGGCUUCUCAGAACAGAUACUUCAGUGAAAGUGACAAACUGAAGGUGGCACAAGGUGUGACAGGGUCCAUCCAGGAUAAGGGUUCUGUACACAAGUUUGUUCCAUACCUGAUCGCAGGCAUCCAGCAUGGCUGUCAGGACAUCGGAGCCAAGAGCCUCUCCUCUCUCAGAGCCAACAUGUACAGCGGAGAAGUCAAGUUCCAGAAACGAAGCCCCUCAGCCCAGAUGGAGGGCGGUGUGCAUGGGCUGCACUCGUACGAGAAAAGGCUAUACUAGAGGAACCAGAGGACCCCAACUCCCCAUCACUGCUUUCGUAUUCGGGCAAAACUCAUAUUCCAAGAACACUCAGAGAGUUAUAUAAAUUAUGCACAUCUCAAUGCCCAACUUGCCAGCAACAGCAAGCCACUCUGGGAUUGGUCAGUGUCUGCCUCACGAUGACAAAACUGACCAUAGAGAAGAAGCCAUCUAUCCUAUUUCAUUUUCAUGUGCCCUAAGCUGGCAGGAAGUGGAUUUAUUCAGUUGUAACCUGGAAGUUGAAAUAUACAGACACUUGUACAUGUUGAUCUAUAUGAACACAAUGUAUAUCACAGAGGGCUAUCUUUGUUGACUUGCUUUUAUGCACAAGCUAGUAUUGACUUAUUGGGAUUGUACGUGUACGUAGGCAAUAAGGUGGCUUGCAUGAGAUGUAAGGUUAUAUUUAUAAAGUCACCACUGCAAGGUGGAGUCGACUGUGGAACUAUAUUCUGUGAAGACAGAUUUGUAAAGAAGGACUUUAUAUUUGUUGAAACUUGUGGCUGAAAGAUCAAAUGAGGUAUAUUGACAGUUAAAAUAGAAAGAUGGCCUCGUUGAUAUUGUAUACUUUGUAUGAUCCUUUGUACUGUUAUCAAUUGUUGAUCGAAUUAGAGUGAUACUUGCAACAGGCUUAGUUUGAUUUUGAGUGGUGCAGUAGUGUUUAGUUGUAGUGGACAGCAGCAUCAGCAUUUUAGGUGUGAUACAAGCGAAAUGGUGCAAUUUGAAAAUGUACCAAUCUAUAUGAUUCCUACACGUUUGCGCAUUAUCAAAAAUACAUACAUCAUUGGUAUUGCAAUGGAAAAUGUACAAAGCACUACAUUGUGUACCACCCUGUCAUUGUUGCCUUGAUCUGUCAUGAGAUUUGUGUUUGGGGGCUAUUCUGAAUUAUUCUAUACAUUAAUCAGUCUUUAGACCUAGAUCUAGAAAAAGCUACCCAAUCAAUACCUGACUGUGAGAUUGUACUUAAGUCAUGAUUCCAACAACACAAGCUUUGAAUUUCACAAUCUAGUCAAGCAGACUUUAUUUACAACCAACUCAAAUUGAUUGCAUUAAAAUAAACCUAUAGCUACAGAAGAUGAUUAGAUAUAAAUUUGUGUUAAUGUUACUUUUGCAAGUAGCAUCCUAGGAAAAAUUAAACAUUGUUGCCCUUUGCAAUUAAAAGUUAUUCAUUGGUAACCAAAGUAACUUGUGUAUGCCAACAUUCCUGGUAUGGUAGUGGAUUCAGUGACUAUGUAUGGUGCAGAGCGGAGAAAAAAAUGAAAUCUAGCAGGUACAGCUAAUGACCCAGAUGACAAUGUUAAAGCUGUUUGUUUGCAAAUGUAUGAUGUAGUGGAAAUUGCAAUGAGGGAAGACUGGUUGCUUUUGUUACGGUAGAAUUGAAUUUUGUUCCCAUCAACUCACUUGUUGGAGGCAAUUGUCCUUGGAAAGAUGAAAAUUGAACGCAUACAUUUAUUCACUGUAUAGAAAUGGUAAGUCAACUUCAGUGCCUGACGUGAUGCAAGUACUUAUCAAAUAUUUCAAAUAUUGAAGUUAUCAAAUAUUGAAGAAGAAAGGUUCUAUGACGUAUAUGUCGUAUGUUUUGUAUGUAUUUUUGUGCUGAAGUGUACUGAAAAGGAAAUAACCCAUUGAUCUAGUGGGAUGUGAUGCCGAUAUUUUGAAGAAUAUUAUAGAUAAAUAAAAUAGGUAGUGACAAGGA